UGUACUUCCGGGCGGGCGGCCGGUGCCGCUCCCGGUGGGUUCCCCCCCCCUUCUCCCGCGCACCAUGUCCACGCUGUUCCCCUCGCUGCUGCCCCGCGUCACCGAGUCCCUGUGGUUCAACCUCGACCGGCCCUGCGUGGACGAGACCGAGCUGCAGCAGCAGGAGCAGCAGCACCAGGCCUGGCUCCAGAGCAUAGCCGAGAAGGACAACAACCUGGUGCCCAUAGGAAAACCGGCCUCCGAGGUGGGUGCGGUGCUGCGGCUGUCAUACCCACAGCAUUACGACGAGGAGGAGGAGGAGGAUGACGAGGACGACGAAGACAGCGAGGAGGACUCGGAGGACGACGAGGACAUGCAGGAUAUGGACGAGAUGAACGAUUAUAACGAGUCUCCCGAUGACGGGGAGAUUAACGAGGUGGACAUGGAGGGGGCAGAGCAGGAUCAGGACCAGUGGAUGAUCUGAUCCCGCCCUGGCCGGGCCGGAGCCCGAGGACGGGAGGGCGCUGGGGGAGAGCCCUCGCCCACCACGGCACCGGCGCCCUGGGUUACGAUUUGGUGAAGCUCCUCUUGCCGUGGCCACUCGAGG
This is a messenger RNA of Gavia stellata (red-throated loon), 586 nucleotides long. It is a transcript of the gene ANAPC15, whose product is annotated as anaphase promoting complex subunit 15. Gene Ontology annotation, cellular component: anaphase-promoting complex. The transcript is spliced from 4 exons. The record is from RefSeq and is a predicted model, not a curated record. Gene Ontology annotation, biological process: regulation of mitotic cell cycle spindle assembly checkpoint. Lineage: Eukaryota; Metazoa; Chordata; Aves; Gaviiformes; Gaviidae. Bases 65 to 463 code for a protein of 132 amino acids.